This is a messenger RNA of Cooperia oncophora, 330 nucleotides long. The record is from the annotation of a GenBank genome assembly. Lineage: Eukaryota; Metazoa; Nematoda; Chromadorea; Rhabditida; Trichostrongylidae.
AUGAAAAUUGAGACGGAUUUCAAACUGAAAGAUGCGUUGAUAGCAAUGGGAGUGACGGACAUGUUCUCUGACCACGCCGAUUUGACUGGAAUAUCCAAGGAGCCUCCGCUUAAAAUCUCAGACGCUGCUCAUAAAGCCAUCAUUGAGGUAGAUGAGGAUGGAACAACCGCGGCAGCUGCCUCAUACGUCAAAGUGGUACCAAUGUCGAUGAUUAUGGAUAAACCGGUGCAAUUCCGAGCGGAUCAUCCGUUUGUGUUCAUGCUGACCAAGGAUAACAAUCCUUUGUUCAUGGGUCAAUUUGUCUUAGCUGGCAUUUUCUGUGCGCAAUAA